This is a messenger RNA of Camelina sativa (false flax), 1425 nucleotides long. Lineage: Eukaryota; Viridiplantae; Streptophyta; Magnoliopsida; Brassicales; Brassicaceae. The record is from RefSeq and is a predicted model, not a curated record.
AUGUCUGAAGCAUCUUCCACCUCCUCUGAAUCAGCUCCUGUUUCCAAUGUCUCAGAACCUCACAAGACAUUGAUCUCUCUCAACAUGAGUAAUAUCACAAAACUCACUCCAACCAACUUCAUUACCUGGCGUCUUCAGAUCCGAUCUCUUCUCGAAGCACAUGAGCUUCACUGUUUCAUUGCCGAUGAAGACAAAACACCGCCGGAAACGAUCACCACUGCCACUGCUGCUGAUCAACCAAAUCCCAACUUUGCUGCCUGGAAACGUCAGGACAAGCUUCUGUUCAGCGCGCUGCUCGGAUCUCUUUCACUCCCUGUUCAAGCCAUUGUUGCUCGUGCCACUACAUCCGGUGACAUCUGGAGGACCCUCACUAACACUUAUGGGAAACCAUCCCGUUCUCAUGUGCGUCAAAUCAAAGACCAAUUCAAGGAGUCUAGCAAGGGCACCAAGACCGUGAGUGAAUACAUGCGCGGUAUCAUCGACAAAUCUGAUCACCUUGCUUUACUCGGUGAUCCCUUACCUCAUGAAGAUCUUCUUGAUUACAUCACCAGUGGUCUUGGUGAGGACUACAGAGCUGUUGUUGAAAUGGUUCAAGGUCGAAACACACCCAUCGCCAUUGAUGAGCUCCAUGAGAAGCUUCUUAACCGAGAAAACACUCUCAAAGCUGCAGGACAAGACAAUUUCUCUCUUCCUGCAACUGCUAAUACGACACAACUGUCUCGUGGUGGCUCGUCAACUCGUGGUGGUUACAACUCGUCACGUGGUGGUUAUCGACCAUCACGACCUUACCUUGGGAAGUGUCAAAUAUGUGGAGUGCAAGGCCAUGGUGCUAAACGUUGUCCGCAAUACUACUCUCCAUCUCCGCAACAGGCGUAUCUUGCCCCGCAGUUCUCUCAGUAUCGUGGACCUCCUCCCUCUCCUUGGUCUCCACGAGCUCCUCAUCUGCCUCUUCCCACACCACAGUGGCGUCCGCAGGCACACCACACCACGGCCGGUUCACAACCUGAUUUGACACCUUGGUUGCUCGAUAGUGCUGCUUCUCACCACAUUGCCAGUGACUUAAGCAAUCUUUCUCUGCAUUCACCCUACACUGGUAACGACACGAUCAUGAUUGGUAAUGGCACAGGGCUCCCCGUUACUCAUACUGGUUCAGUCUCCUUCCCUUCUCAUUCAAAACCACUUCAACUACAGAAUGUCUUAUGCGUCCCUGAAAUGCGACGAAAUCUCAUUUCAGUUAAUAAAUUCUGUAAAACUAAUAAUGUCAUGGUUCAUCUUUGUCCAUUUGAUUUUCAGGUGAAGGAUCUUCACACGGGGAUAACACUUCUCAACGGCAAGGCCAAUGAGGGGGUGUAUGAGUGGCCUCUUUCUGCUUCCAAACCUUUUGCUUCAGCUUUUUCCUCAAUAAAGUCAUCUCCUUCGGAUUGA